Molecule: messenger RNA, 8636 nt
Organism: Peromyscus californicus insignis
Lineage: Eukaryota; Metazoa; Chordata; Mammalia; Rodentia; Cricetidae
Gene: Ntrk2
Product: neurotrophic receptor tyrosine kinase 2
Exons: 19
Coding region: 672-3137 (821 amino acids)
Biological process (GO): trans-synaptic signaling by neuropeptide, modulating synaptic transmission; multicellular organism development; regulation of phosphatidylinositol 3-kinase/protein kinase B signal transduction
Cellular component (GO): signaling receptor complex; plasma membrane; neuronal cell body
Molecular function (GO): axon guidance receptor activity; brain-derived neurotrophic factor receptor activity; ATP binding
Source: RefSeq, a predicted model, not a curated record
CCUGAGAACGGUCCAUAGCGGUCAUUUAAUUGCACCCGCACAGCAGUUACGGUUUAUCACUCAACCCUCUGGAAUCGCCUCACGUGUCCCCAGUGAGACUCGAGGGCGCUGCCAGAGCCUGGCCUCUCGGUAGCUGGAAGCACAUCCUGCUGGGGGCAGCUCGGGCGCAGGGUACACGUUCGCGCACAUGCGCGCGCGCACAUGAACACGCGCAAGAGCCUAACCAAGCCCGGCUUCCAUUUCAAAAAGGGGGAGCUAGCCUCUACUGCGGUAUGGAAGAGAUGUAAGAAUUAGGGAUCCAAGAAGCAUCCAGCGGUGCAACGCUGCAUUUCAGAGCCCUGAGGUGCGCACCGAUAUCCGUGCCGGUUUAGCGGUUCUACGACCCAAAGAGUCCAGGGAGAUCCACCGAGUGGUGCCUGGCGUGUAGGACCAUGCAACCGCCCUGUGGCUCGGAGCCGCGGCCCGCGAUGUCCCAGCCACAGUGAACCGUUUGGCCCGCGCGAACCUGCUCAGCCCAGACAGGCUCAGCCUCUGGUACGCUGCUCCACUCUACGGGAGGCCACUGGCACAGAACAGCAAGAGGGAGCAGGGAAGGCCUCCCCCCUCCGGCGGGGGACGCCAGGCUCAGCGUAGGGACACGCACUCCGACUGACUGGCACUGGCGGCGAGGGAUGUCGCCCUGGCCGAGGUGGCAUGGACCCGCCAUGGCGCGGCUCUGGGGCUUCUGUUGGCUGGUUAUGGGCUUCUGGAGGCCCUCUCUCGCCUGCCCCAUGUCCUGCAAAUGCAGUGCCUCUAGGAUUUGGUGUACAGAGCCUUCUCCUGGCAUCGUGGCAUUUCCAAGGUUGGAACCUAACAGUGUCGAUCCGGAGAACAUCACCGAAAUUUUCAUUGCAAAUCAGAAAAGGUUAGAAAUCAUCAAUGAAGAUGAUGUUGAAGCUUAUGUGGGACUGAAAAACCUGACAAUUGUGGAUUCCGGAUUAAAAUUUGUGGCUUACAAAGCAUUUCUGAAAAACAGCAACCUGCAGCACAUUAAUUUCACACGAAACAAGCUGACGAGUUUGUCUAGGAAGCAUUUCCGCCACCUUGACUUGUCUGAGCUGAUCCUGGUGGGCAAUCCAUUCACAUGUUCCUGUGACAUUAUGUGGAUCAAGACUCUCCAAGAGACUAAAUCCAGCCCAGACACUCAGGAUUUGUACUGCCUCAAUGAAAGCAGCAAGAACACCCCCCUGGCAAACCUGCAGAUACCCAAUUGUGGUCUGCCAUCUGCACGUCUGGCUGCCCCUAACCUCACCGUGGAGGAAGGAAACUCGGUCACACUUUCCUGCAGUGUGGCGGGUGACCCACUCCCCACGCUGUACUGGGAUGUUGGGAAUUUGGUUUCCAAACACAUGAAUGAAACAAGCCACACGCAGGGCUCCUUAAGGAUAACGAACAUUUCAUCUGAUGACAGUGGGAAGCAAAUCUCUUGUGUGGCAGAAAACCUCGUAGGAGAAGAUCAAGAUGCUGUGAACCUCACUGUGCAUUUUGCACCAACUAUCACAUUUCUCGAAUCUCCAACCUCAGACCACCACUGGUGCAUCCCAUUCACUGUGAGAGGCAACCCCAAGCCAGCACUUCAGUGGUUCUACAAUGGGGCAAUACUGAAUGAAUCCAAAUACAUCUGUACUAAAAUUCAUGUUACCAAUCACACGGAGUACCACGGCUGCCUCCAGCUAGAUAAUCCCACUCAUAUGAAUAAUGGAGACUACACUCUAAUGGCCAAGAACGAGUAUGGAAAGGAUGAGAGACAGAUCUCUGCUCACUUCAUGGGCCGACCUGGAAUCGAUUAUGAGACAAACCCAAAUUAUCCUGAAGAUCUCUAUGAAGACUGGACUGCAGCAACUGACAUCGGGGAUACCACAAACAAGAGCAAUGAAAUCCCUUCCACAGAUGUUGCUGGUGAAACCAAUCCGGAGCAUCUCUCGGUCUAUGCCGUGGUGGUGAUUGCGUCUGUGGUGGGAUUCUGUCUGCUGGUGAUGCUGCUUCUGCUCAAGUUGGCAAGGCAUUCCAAGUUUGGUAUGAAAGGCCCGGCUUCUGUCAUCAGCAAUGACGAUGACUCGGCCAGCCCCCUCCACCACAUCUCCAAUGGGAGUAAUACUCCAUCCUCUUCAGAGGGCGGUCCUGAUGCUGUCAUUAUUGGAAUGACCAAGAUUCCUGUUAUUGAAAACCCCCAGUACUUUGGCAUCACCAACAGCCAGCUCAAGCCAGACACAUUUGUUCAGCACAUCAAGAGACACAACAUCGUUCUGAAGAGGGAGCUUGGUGAAGGAGCCUUCGGAAAAGUCUUCCUAGCAGAAUGCUAUAACCUCUGUCCUGAGCAGGAUAAGAUCUUGGUAGCUGUAAAGACGCUGAAGGAUGCCAGUGACAAUGCCCGCAAGGACUUUCAUCGUGAAGCCGAGCUGCUGACCAACCUUCAGCAUGAGCACAUUGUCAAGUUCUAUGGUGUCUGUGUGGAGGGCGACCCACUCAUCAUGGUCUUUGAGUACAUGAAGCAUGGAGACCUCAACAAGUUCCUUAGGGCACACGGGCCGGAUGCGGUGCUGAUGGCGGAGGGCAACCCACCCACCGAGCUGACCCAAUCUCAGAUGCUGCACAUCGCUCAGCAAAUUGCAGCAGGCAUGGUCUACCUGGCAUCCCAACACUUUGUGCACCGUGACCUGGCCACCCGGAACUGCCUGGUGGGGGAGAACCUGCUGGUGAAAAUUGGGGACUUCGGCAUGUCCCGGGACGUGUACAGCACCGACUACUAUAGGGUUGGUGGCCACACGAUGCUGCCCAUCCGCUGGAUGCCUCCAGAGAGCAUCAUGUACAGGAAAUUUACUACUGAGAGUGACGUCUGGAGCCUGGGGGUCGUGUUGUGGGAGAUCUUCACCUAUGGCAAGCAGCCCUGGUAUCAGCUAUCAAACAACGAGGUGAUAGAAUGCAUCACCCAGGGCCGAGUCCUGCAGCGGCCUCGCACGUGCCCCCAGGAGGUGUAUGAGCUGAUGCUGGGAUGCUGGCAGCGGGAGCCACACAUGAGAAAGAACAUCAAGAGCAUCCACACCCUCCUUCAGAACUUGGCCAAGGCAUCUCCUGUCUACCUGGAUAUCCUGGGCUAGGGCCCUCUCCCCAGAUCCACCCUCCCGAUCCACUCCUCAGAAUGGCCGGCACGAUGAACCUCUUAACUGCCGCUGGGUGUCCUGACCUUGCUGUCUGUCCUUCUGACAGUACUAACAAGACAAGGAGCGGCUCUUGAGGGAAGCAGUGUGUACUUCUCCAUCCACAGACAGUGUUAACUCGCUUCUGGCGUUGUCUCCUUCUCUCUGCCCAUCCCCUUUGGUUUCUUUCUUUCUUUUGACCUUUCACCUUUUAUUUUUGUUCUUCCCUGCUUCAUGGUCCUCGGCCUCUCUCCUUGAUCAAUCUGGCUUCUGUAUUCCUAUUAACUGUACAUAGACAAAGGCCUUAAAAAACCUAAUUUGUUAUAUCAGCAGACACUCCAGUUUGCCCACCACAACUAGCAAUGCCUUGUUGUAUUCCUGCCUUUGAUGUGGAUGAAAAAAGGGAAAUCAAACAUCUGACUUAAACCGCCACUUCCGAUGUACAGACAUGGGGCAUUUCUAUGGAUUCACUUCUAUUUAUUUGUUUAUUUAUUUAUUUAUUUAUUUAUUUAUUUAUUUAUUUAUUAUUGUUACUCUUCUGAUUGUUUUCUGAUGGCUUUAGAUUGUGUAUGAAAAGGAAAAGUUGUAUACAAUCUAUGAAAAUUUUGUCUGUGGGAGAUGAAAACCAGAGAGAGAGAAGUGUUUCUCUAAACUACAUGAUCGGAACUAAGACAACCAGUGGGGUCAUCUGGGGUCAGUCCCUGCUUAGGAAAACCCAGCAGCUGUUAGCGGUGAGGACCAUAUUCAGCACCGUUCCCUGAGGACCUUUCUGAGGAGGAAAGAGGAUGUUGAACUCUGCAUCAUGGACAGAGUUUCCAGUCACAGAUACUGGCCUGCAAAGGAAAGAAAAGAUGGCUUCCAUGGACCCAGAUGACACAUCACAUAUUGAGACCGUGCAUUGUGGUUGGGCAUGAUGGUAGAGUUGAUGUGUUCCUCAAGGGUUAUCUACCAAGCUUUUGUCAAGUUCAGUGGAAAAGAGGUAGAGUCUCACUCAGAUACUGUUUCAGGGUCAGAUGGGAAAAUCUGAGUCCUUGAUAAGACAGGAGACACUCUUGAUUCUGAGGAAAGUUUCUCUUACCUUGAAUUUUUCAGACAGCAAUUCCCUCCAGUCCCACCCUCCACUCUCACCUGUCUUAAAACUGUUCAGAAAACUGUGCAUGGUCUUUGUCAAUACCUAUGUGCAGAAACUACUGCUCCAGCUGUGGUGGCCUAGGUAGGGCAGAUCCAUAAAAGGUCUAACUUAUACAGCUUAGGGAAGGUAACCAGAUCAGCAACCAAGAACACUCUACAGUUGGUGGUGAUGAGCUUACCUAAUAGGCAUGCUGAUACCUGGUGUCUUCAUCUGCCUCAGACCCACAGGAGUGUGGGACAGGCAGAAUCCAUCCCAGAGGGAAAGGAAAGCUCUCUUGGGGGCAGCACCUGAGUUCACAUUCAGUGUGUGCAGGUCAAGACUCUUGCUCUGGGCUCUGUUUGGAAGAGUGUGGUUUCAUUCCUAUGUACUCAUUGUCAGUAUGCUGUUUUGUUAUCUAUACUCCAUUAAAAAAAGUGAAAGAAGAAGGAGAAGAAGAAGAAGGAGAAGAAGAAGAAAGAAGAAGAAGAAAGAAAGAAAGAAAGAAAGAAAGAAAGAAAGAAAGAAAGAAAGAAAGAAAGAAAGAAAGAAAGAAAAAUUAAAAAUUGACACUGUAUGGCUAAUGGGAGGCUAUGUCCAGACUGAGCCUGGAGAUAUGCUUCUGAGUAUGAUCAUUGGUUUUACUAAAAGAGUGUAAAUUUAAAUAGAAAUUUACAGUCAUUAGGGUAGUCAGUUAAACCAAGAGAGAACAGCGUUUCCGUUUCUCUGUCCCCCUCUGUGAGGGGAAGUUCGAUAAACUUGACAUCUUUAUAACAUGAGUCAGAUUGGAAAGGAGUGACUUCAUUCAUCUUAGCGCAUUUUAUUUGGUAUUUAUUUCUGAAGGUGCAAGAGCUCUGGGUAGGUUUCAUCUGUGCCCAUUAAUUUCUGGAGCACUGUGUUUUCUAGUAUAGACUUUGAAAGCAAGUUCUCACAACAAAAAAUAAAAAUUAAAAAUUAAAAAACUCAGUGUAAAUUAACAGAGAACAGAAGGUGAUCCAGGGGACCCGCUCAAGGAAGGGGUCACAUAAGGCAGAUGCUGUGGUUCUUUCUGUAGCACUGGCCCAUGGGAGAUGGGAGUUACUUGUCCUCUUUGUCCAUUAAACAAACCCUCCAGAAUACCUAUAAUAAUAUAAUGAAAGCCAUAUCUCUGUGAUAUAUACAGACAGGUAUAUAUCAUAUAAAGGACCCGUGGUACUGUCAAAACACUGUGGAACUGUGAAGCGGUAAAACAAGGGCAGAUUUGCGUGUGCAUGCUGUUCUAGAUUCCAUCAGCGAUGACCGAAGAACUGGCACAGGUCUGUCGCUCUGAGUCUGACCAGUUGCCCUGGGAGAAAAAGCCGCAAGCUGCUCAGCAGAGAAGAGAGGAGAUGGCACUGUAAGGGGUCAGGGUUAGGGAAGCCAUGCAGGUUCACAUCGAAGGUCUGUAACGAGAGUGUGAGAGCAUGAAAGCACUCUAUUCCAGUUUUGUAUUUUCCUUGGCAGGAAAAAAAAGCAAAAGAGAGAGAUUCCUUACACUUUUUGACAAGUCUCUGAAGGUCUUAAAAUGAAAGUGUCUAUGCAAGUGCAAAAUAUUGUAGUUAUUUAUACUGAUCAUUAUUAUUAUUAAUUAUUAUUAUUGGUCCCUCUAUUGUCUCAAGAAUAUGUACCAGUUUCAGAGCAUUGCAGAACAUCUGAUUGCUUUUUAAGUAGUUGGAUGAGCCAAGAACAUCUUAAAAUAGUUGUCAUUAUUCAUCUACUAUCCCCUUUCUUGUGGUAUUUUAAUUUUUAGAAAAGAAACACUCUUGUUCUAAAAUGUAUCCCUCUCCAAACAGGACAAACAUGGUGGUAGGAAACCAAAUUCUCCACCCCGAACCGCGAUGACAUCCACUCCAUUUCUAAACUGCUUGAUGGUUUCUGAGCACUUUUUGCAUGUGUUGCCAAAUUAUUCAUAUUUUUCAUGAAGGAAUUGGGAUUCAGAAGCUCACAGGCCAUGGGCUUCACCCAAGUCUGCUCACUAGACAUGUAACAUACAAACAAGACAUUCAGGAAGGAAACCAUGCCAGCAUGUCUGUGAAGCAGGAGGGGGGUUAGGACAAAAGGAAACAUGCACAGUACAUGCAGAUGACAUGUUAUAUCAUGUGCUUCUGCUCCUGGCUUCUGCUAACUCCCAUACAUUGAACCAAUGUCACAAUCAGCCUCAUCUAGAAAACGCUUCGAACACUGCUGUCAAGGGUUCUAUCAGAAUUCAUGCGCACAUGCUCACAUCAGCUCCACUUGUGGUGUUUUCAUGUACUUAUAUAUAUAUAUAUAAAAUAUAUGUUAUAAGCACUUGAUUUAUACAUAUACAAAUGCACAUGUGUAGUGUGUUUGUGUGUUUAUGUAUAAACAUAUAGGCACAUGGUAAUAGAAUAAUUAUAAGUAGGGUGCAAUAUGAAUAAUUUGCUUAAAAUUUGCUAAAUAACCAAAACUUUCUGAUGUCACGUGGCGUUGGUGUUUCCACUCUCCACGUGGGUAAGGACUACACCACUUUCAACUCCGUGCAGUCCUUGGAUGAAAGCUUUGUUGAAAGCCACAUAUUCCCUGAAACAACCGACUGAAAGCCAUCCUCUACAUUGAAUAUGUUCUCUGGCUCUUUGCAAAGGAAAAGUGCAGACAAAUGGUCUCCUUAUGUACAAGUCCAGGAAGGAGAAGUGAGUUCUCCCCUUUUGCACAUUUGCACUGUGCUCACCUUUCCCACUCUAACCCCAUUCUAGAUGCAAACUACAGUGUUGUUGGGAGACCUGUGUCUUGAAAGCCGAUGGCAAAACAUCCAAAACUCCACAGCAAGAUGGGCAGCUUGUAGUCAUCCACAUGGAGAGCAAGAGUCACAGUGUGGAGUGCUGUCUUUCCCAAGGCCUGGACAGUGGGGUCCCUGGUCAAGGGCAGAGUUUUUUUAAACCUCUCCUUUUGCAAAUAGGACUGCCAGCAAUACCUGGCAUUAAGUCAUUUCUAAUUUCUAAAACGGCAGCACAGAUACAUGCACCCUCAUUGCUCUGCUUCCACAUCCCUUAUCCCCUGUUAGAGGGCUUCUACUUCCAAACUUGACCUUCUGUUUGGCCCUGUAUCAUGGAUAUAGGAAAUCUCAUGAGAGGAAUGGCUAAUGGCUAAUCCCCAGAUGUCCAAGUUUUCAGUCUAAGCCAAUUCUUCACAAUGUAUAACUGGAACGUAGAGACUCAGGUUGUGAUAGCUCGGACAUGAAUUUCAAAUGCUAUUGUAAAGAACUGGGGUGGGAGGGGUUUGUAGUUAAAACAACAGUAGUGUAGAAGACAUAUUUUCUUGUUGUCAGGGCUGGAAUCAAUCACUGCUGCUGAAAUCAAAGGUUCUUGACUAUUCUUAGCUGUGGCAACCUUCUCUUCUUUCCCUUCAACUUGAUUUAUUUAUGUUUUUAUUUAUUUAUUAACUUUUGGUCCAUUCAUCAUAAACAUGAAGCAAAAAAAAAUACAUACAUGUAAAUGUGUUGCAAGCAAAACACUGUGAAUCUCACAACCACCUCCAAGCAACUAUGCUGCCAUGCUGAUGUGCGUCUCAGGAGAAGAGAUGGGAAAAGCUGGGGACGUCAUUUUGCAGCCUAUGCAUCCUGGGCCAGGUCCACGUUUAUUUUAUUUCUUUGGUCUGUAAGUUAAGAAAAGUGAUCCUGAGUGGAGGCCGACUGAACGUUCAAUGAGCUAGGCAAAGUAUCAUAAGCCGCUUGUAGCUAUAUGUUUGAGCAGGAAGGAAAAACAUGGAAGAUGGAGAAAGGAAACUUGAUGUAGGGGCUCUAUCUUACAGCUUGUAUAGCUCACUGUUGCUUAAAAAGUAUACAACAGCUGGAAAUAUUUUCAAUACAAGGUAUUUGAAUUAAACGUGAAUUUUAAAUAUGUACUCCCUUAAGGAAUGAACAUUAUGGCGAAAUAUCUCUCCCUGCAUCCCUCACAAAUCUGCCUAGAGGUGUGGAUACCUACAUUUGCUUACACACCAGACAGAUGUUUGUAUAUACAGGCCAUACACACACUCAUUUCAACAUCUCUCUGCAGACAGACUGCCCCUUCAACAGUGACCUGGUUAUUUAGAACUCUAUCUUUUGGUCGGUUUAUUUCCCUUUUAAUGUGACGUCUCUGUGCCGAUCUUUACCGGCCCGUAUUUGUUUUUGCAAUCUGUUUUGAGGUCCAGUGCUUCACUGAGACUCACUGCAUCUUGGCUGAUUUCAAAGUGACACCUGAAUACAGUGUUUAAAAAAAAAGUUUGUUUGUAAAUCAUGUGACCAGCUUCUCUCAACCUGACAUGGAAUGUCUCUUGUACUACAGUGUAUUUAAUAAAAAAACGAUGUCUUACAAUAAAUAACAUCCUCCACGAGA